AUGGAACUUGAAAAAGCGCUUAUUUCUUCAAUCCAUUACCUGUUUAGUGCAUCACGACGUAGUGUGAGGACGACGUGUCGGCAGGUGAUGCUGCCGCAGGACAUGGCGACCAUCCUGACGCUGGCGGCGAUGCAGGACCAGCAGAAGGCGGCGGCGGCGGCUGCGGCGGCGGCGGCAGCGGCGGCGGCCGUCGUCCCUCACCCCAGCGGCACGCCGCCCUCGCCUUACGUUCUCAUGGACCACUCGCCCAAGAACGGUGGAAGUCUCCUUCUGGGUCAUCGGAUGUCCCCACUAAGCCCCAGUAGAGAUGCAACAAGUAAUGGAAAGGCUGCCGUGCCUAUCGACUAUUCCCGAUAUGUUAAGCGCUUCUCAAGUGCAUUAGAAUGUGCCAAUGCUUACUGCAAAGAUCUCAAUUACAGGGAACAUUUCCAUUGCCUAGACUGCAAUUCCAGGGUGUUUGUGAAGAAAGAGGAAAUGAUAAGACAUUUCAAAUGGCACAAGAAACGUGACGAAUCUCUUCAACAUGGAUUUAUGAGAUACUCUCCAAUGGAUGAUUGCUCAGACAGAUACAGAGGGUGCAGCCACAAUCGCAAGCAAACUCACUACCAUUGCAUCAAGGAGGGCUGUGACAAAGUCUAUAUCAGUACAUCUGAUGUGCAGAUGCAUGCCAAUUAUCAUAGAAAAGAUUCUGCUAUUAUACAAGAGGGUUUCCAGAGGUUCCGUGCAACUGAAGAAUGUGGUGCUGUGUAUUGCACCUUCUUUGGACAGAGAACAACACACUUCCAUUGCAGGCGUGAUAACUGCAAAUACACUUUCAAAAAUAAAGCUGAUAUGGAGAAACACAAAACAUAUCAUAUAAAAGAUGAGCAACUGAGCAGAGAUGGUUUCAAAAAGUUUAUGAAGAAUGAAAACUGCCCAUUUGAGAGCUGUCGUUUCUCGAGGGUUUGCAACCAUAUUCACUGCAUUCGUGCAGGAUGUAACUAUGUGUUGCACUCCAGUGGACAGCUGUUCAGUCACAAGCGUAAACAUGAGCGCCAGGAUUCAGAAAUGGCUUACCGCAAAUUUAAGUUGGCCCAAAGCAUGAUAAAAACAUUUAGUGAGGGUCAGCAGGCACAACAUCUUAGUCCAUCUUUCAUUCAUGCCUUCAGUGACCAGCUGACACAACCUUCUGAAUCACCUGUGGCCUCAAUUCAGACCUCUGUAAUACAGCAGGGACCAAGUUCAGUGACAGUUGACAGUGGUAUUUGUCAGGUGCAGGGUAAUGGUGAUACUGGUUCCAGUGAUAGUGGGAGAAUCACACCAGUCUCUGUUGCUGCUACACCUCCGAGCAAAUACAGUAGCACACCAUCACAAGGUAUUGAAAGUACAGCAGGUUUGCCUUCAACUCCAGGACACUACAGUAUGUCCUCUCAGGAGCAAGCAAAUGCGAUGGAUCUUAGUAGUGAAUCUUUGUCCAGUCAGGGUACAUGGCCAAAUGAAGACUUUUGGCAAAAAUAUCUUGCACAUUAUGGUCCAAAUGAGAAAUGCAUUGGUGGUGGUCAGUGUGAAAAUAUUUUUAAAGAACAUUUCCACUGUGUUGCUGAAGGGUGUGAAAUGAGCUUCAGGUCAAUGGAAGGAGUCCGUGAACAUGCACGUAACCAUGAACAACAAGAGCAAGUUAGUGAAGCUUUCUAUAUUACUGUGGAAAGUGGAAAUGACUGUCAAUGUGAAGAAGAAUGCCCAUAUAAGGGCAAGGACAAACAUUACCACUGCACAUGGGACAAUUGCCGUGAAAUCAUUCUUCCAUCAGAUAAACCUUUCCGUCGGUUAGAUCAUUACAAAAUGCAUGAAUAUUCUCGCAAAUUAAGCCUGACGAAAGACCCUCUUACAAUGACACAUCUGGCUACAUCCAUUGAUGGCAUGUUCCGCAGAAAGAGAGGAAGGCCACCAAAAAACAGAGUCAUUGAGGUGUGGAAUGACUAUUUUCCCAUGGCUCCUGGCUCUGUGAUGGACUCACCACAAGCCAUUUUUACUAGUUUCAAGUUGCCAAAGCCAUCUACUACCCCUACAAUGCCAGGAUAUGGCACUCAGCAACCAAAUUUCACAGUAUUAACUGCUGAACAAGUCAAUGCAAAUAUUGCUACGUCUCCUAGCAGUCCAGAUGAGAGCUCAAAGAGUUCAACACCCCAGAGGCUUGAUUUGCUGCAAGAAGGGUUCUUUUCAUAUGCUGAAGGGUCUCCCUGUCCUGAUGCCCUUUGUCCAUUCAAUACAAGGGCUCAGCAUUUUCACUGCAGUCAACCCAGGUGCUUCUAUGUAACAGACCGUGAAGACAUUCUGAUAAUGCACUCCAAAGACUUUCAUGAUAACAUUGAUAUUAUGGAAGGUUUUCUAUUCUUUGACAGAACUGUGGACUGUCGCCUGCCUUCUUGCCAUAGCAACAGGGUCAACCGUCAUUUUCACUGUAUGAGACCUGGCUGUGGCUAUUCCUUUGUACGUUAUUCAACAAUGGCUGUACAUGAGAAGAAACACCGUUCUGAGGAAGCAGGGAAUGGGGAAGCAGAACCUGAAGGUACUCAGAAGAACAAUUGUGAGUCAUCUCUAUCUGUACAGAACCUAGUGAAGACCAGUGAAAGUGGUAUGUCACCAGUGCACAUAAAGUCGGAGGUUGUCAAUGAGAACACAGUCCCUGUGAACUGCAGCUCACCUGUAGAGCCAGCUGUGACACAGACAUCUGCUCUCACAGUGUCUUCUCCAGAAACAUCUUUGAACAGAACUACAGUGGUGAAGGCUUCUGGGACUUUUUACCCGCUCUCUGCGUUUUCGUGCGAGCCGGUUGCGGGUGCGGGGGGGAAGGGGGGUGUUCCGAAAUCAUCCUGGGGCACGUGUCCCUCGUCCCCUCCAGCAUCUGCAUCCGCCAGGACCGUCAGUGUGCCAGAUACUACAAAGGGUGAACCCUGCUUUGGAGCUGAUACAUCAGCGCAGCAGUCACUGACAAGACUUCUGCAGCAGCCACAGAUUAUGCAGGAAUCGCCACCUCGUCCUGACUGGAUGCUUCCAGAGCGGCAUGUACGUUACGGUCCUGAAAAAUCAUGUAGUCGGCCAUUCUGUAAGCUGAAAAGAAAGGAACACUAUCAUUGCAAUGCAUGCAAUCAGGCCUUUUCCGAACUGGAAAGACUUCGACCUCACAUAGCGAAGCACAGUUCGGGAGCACUAAGUCCCUCUGUCAUCAAGAAAGAAGUAGAAGACAACAACAAUGAAGAAAGUAGUGACUCGGGAAUCAAUUCAGCUGCAUGUUCUGGUGUUCCGGUAUCUGGCAGCAGUACAACUGGCAGCUAUGAGCAGGCCCAGAUCCUGGGACAUGGCAGUUCCAGUUCUGAGCCACCCCAGCCACAGGUCCCACCUCAGCUGCAACCACAGCCCCCAGCCCCUGCAGCGCCUCCUCCUCCACUGCAUGCACCAGUCUUCCCACCGCACUCAUCAGCUGCAGCUAGCUUCAAUGCAGCCAUGGCAGCAGCAGCUGCUGCAGGGCAGCAGUUUGCACUGAUAACAUCACAAGGACUGCCAUUCAUACAGCCUGGGUUACCUGCCAUAUAUUCAUCUCCUGCAGGUUUAAUGUUUGCUGCUCCUGUCCCGCCUCCUCCUGGGCUACACCCACAUCAUCAUCCCAAUGGGUUGCUAGAACACCAUCCAAUGGUUGCAGAAUCUGAGCAGGCUAUGGCACUGGCAGCUGCUGCUGGCAUCAAGCGUUCUAUGUCACCACACAUUGGUCCUGGAGGGCACACACCUCUCGACAUGAGUCCAGAGGCGAAGAAGGCACGUGUUCAGAACACUAUGCGUAUACUUAAGGAUGAACCUGUCCCAGAUGGCUAUGUCAGAUUCAGGUUUAACGAAGACUGUAAAUACCCCCACUGUGGCUACCGAGAACACCAGACCCAUUUCCACUGCAUGAGAUCAGACUGUGGCUACAGUUUUUGUGACAAGACACGCUUUGUGCAACACACAGCGAGGCAUGAGCGCCUGGACACACUAAUGGGGGGAGAUUUUCAACAGUUCCGGGCAAAUGUGGCUUGUGGGAGGCAAGAGUGUGUAUAUACAUCAACACUUGGUGCAAUGCAGAAUAAGGCAUCACACUUUCAUUGCCUGAAAUGUGAAUUUGUAUGUACUGACACAAAUAAAGUAGUGGCCCAUAGACGUCAGCACCAGAAACUUGACUCUAUUAUGGCAGCUGGCUUUGAGAAAUUUACCCCUUCGCAGCCGUGCAGCAUAGAAUCAUGUGCACAUUCAGGAAAGCAAACCCACUAUCACUGUCUGAGUUGCCAGUAUGCUGUUCUUGGAUUGUCGCAGAUGUCUGCCCACAAAUACAGACACAUGGAAUGAUAUAGUGACACAGUUCUAAUGAUUUUUGUAGUGUAUGCCCAUCCUGGUAGAACAGGAUACCCAAUUGAUGGCAGUGAUGUUAUUAAAGGAAGAGAAAGUGUAAUUAGUGAUUUAUAAAAAUACAAUAUAUCAUAAAUGGAAAUAUGAUUGAUAUACUCAAAUACUGUAAGUAUUUACAGUGAGGAAUAAAAUCCCAGUCAAAAGGGGAGAUAUUCACAAUAAGUGUGAUUACUACAAGUGAGUUUUAAGACAACUUACUUUGUGUAAUGUGUACUGUCACAGCCACUACCUUUUUGUCUGUGGCUUCAAAAAGACUCCAGUAUUACUGUUCUAUGUUUGAACAUGAGAAACAUAAUGAUUUUUGUAUAUAAUGAAAUACAGUGCUAAACAUUUUUAAGUUUGUAAUGUUUAUUUAUAUAUUUGAUAACACCAAGACAUUACCAUUGUAACAGUACUUGUGUGACUGGGUAUCAGAAAGCAUUAAAUCAAAGUGAUUGUUAAUUAUUUAUGAAAAUCUACUGCAUUCAUUGCAAGUGUAUAUAUUUCAUGUUGAGAGAGAUAUGAGUGAAUGAGUUAUUGUGAUGUGUUAAGUUCGUAAGCAGAAGUCAUAUCAUAGCUCUAAGACAUUUAUUUUUUUGAAAUGAGACUGUGUUGUAAUCAAACAUUUGUGUAGCACAAACUAAAGUGUACAAUUAAUAUUUAUGAUAUGAAUGUGGCUUUGAUGCCAAAACAGAGACAUGAGUUACAAGAAAAUGGCUUACAAGCUUUCCUACAGCACCACUUAUAGGUGUAUACAUCUUAAGUGUAAUGUGUAUAAGUCUGUAUUAAAUAAAAGACAUCAGGAAAAGGCAACAGAAUGUGAAUAAGAAAUUGAAUCCACUGAUAAAUGAAUGGUUUAGUCAUAGUAAAAAUGAGCAAUAUUGCUCAUUUAUGUAUAUCUAGGGAUCAGAAAUACUUUGUAAAGACAACAAAUUCAUUUUCCAUUAUGUAGUAUUAUUAGCAGUUAUUUCAUUUGAAGUGGUAUUUGCCUUAUAUUUAGGUACAUAAUUAUGAUAUACACAUUAUUAUGACAGUGUAUUAAUAAAUAAUUUGUGCCUUUAGAAAAGACGUGUUGAGAUAUAACAAAACUGUAUCUAGUUUGGUAGAGUUUUUGGGUAGGUAGCAGUUGUGCCUUACAAGAUUCGAGAUGCCCCCUUUUCCAGGCCCUCUUCUGUAGUGCUUAUAUUUGUUCCAUGUAUUAAUCUCGUAUUCCAGAUGUAAUAUGUUUAUUAUACAGUAAUUGUACACAUAUGUUAGUCAUAUUUUUGUUGCUCAGAUGUGAAUAUGUAUUGUGAAUAGGUAAAUGUGAUUAUUCCAUAAAGAAAUUCUUGUAAGUAAACAUACAACAUUUAUACUGUGGCAUGGAUAAAUUAUAUGAGAUCACAUUUUAAAAAUGCUGGCCAACCUUCCAAAAAUAUAACAAUAAUAUAUUGACUGGAAUUAAAAAUUUUCUAAGAUAAAUCUAAUAGUACAAAAACUGUUUUAUAGAUGUUUUACUCUAAAUUUUAUAGUCCAAUUUUCUCUUUCAGAUAUGCAUUAAUGUGAAAGUGAAAGAAAAAAUAUUGAUUCACAAAUUUUAGUGCCUUAAAAUCUUUUAUCAAAAUAUGAUAUAAUUUUUCUAGUAUUAUAUGUAUAGAUGAUAGAUACAGUUUUGAAGACAGUAUUUGUUUAACGUUUUUAUAGUUUGGCACUCAGAGUGUCUGAAAUUAAAAAUUAGAGAUGUUUUUUUUUUAAUUUUUUGGGGCCCGCCAGCAUACAAAUGUUCAGGCAGUGCUUAAUUUCAUGAGGUCAUGAAUAAAAAUUUGAGACUUGUCAUGUGUGUGAUACCUGAUUGGCUGUUAAAUUGCAGUCAUGGUUACUGCUGAUCAAUAACAAAAUAUAUAUAGCUAUUUAGAAUCGGAAUCAACAUAGGCUAUAAGCACAUUGACAAUGUUUGUUUCAGAAAUAUGAGAGGAAUUUUAUCUGAAAUCUAUAUCUGUUAAAAAAGUGAGUUGAUUUAUAAAAGAAGAAGUUACAUUGGAAAUUUACCACAGUAAACAUUUACAACAAGCGUUAGCUGUGUGCCUUUUUCCAUAUUGGCUGUCAAAAUUGACCAACAUUUAUAAUCUCAAGUAUUAAGAAAAACAUGUGAACUUAAGUCUUCAAUGUAGAUGCAUUCCAACAUAAAUGUUUUCUUCUAAUAUCAGCCAUAUUUUGAUUUUGCCCAUAAUAAUUGUGUUUUGGGAAAUGAGAUUUUUUUUACCUGUGCCAUAUAAAUACAACAUUGAUGUGCAGAGUUUCCAUCAGUUACUCAUAAAAUGCCUAGUCUGCACUGUAUCUACUAUGUUUGUUUUAUAAUAAUUGUGGCUGCAUGUAGGAAAUAAGAAUAGGUAUGGAUAAUAUGUAAGUAAUAAUUUGAAAUGUGAGAAAAACCAAAUGAUUAUUCUUAAAAAAGAAAGUGUCUGUUGUACAAAGAUAUUUUAAGUAUUUCAUUCUGUGUAAGGAAAAAAAUGUUUAUCUUCUUUACCACAGAGAUUGGCUUAAUUGUUAUUCUUUCCUCUUUAUUUUCCAAACAUGGUUUUGUUUGAAAGUCAAAACAUUAAUAUUUUUGUUUGAUUAUUUAAUCCUAUUUUAUAAUCUUUUAUUUAAUUACCUGUAUUUUUGAGAAUAUGUACAGAAGUAUUCUGGAGUUUCAAUCAUACAUCAUUUGUCACUGUAUCUGCAGAAGUGCAAUACACACAUCUUCAGCAUUAAUCAAGUCCUUUCAGUUUACAUCACUCUUUUUAAAUUACUUAAAUUUUAGAAAUCAAAAUUAAGUUAAAAAUUUUAAAUUAGGGAAUGCUGUUGAAGCUGAGGGAAAAGUACCCUCAUGACUUUCAGACUGUAUUUGGAACGUGUGUAGUAUAAUAUGAAAGAGGAACUUAAUGACUUAAAAUACAUCACCAUCAGGAAAACAAUUGUCUCAUUGCAUUAUUCAGUACUGCAUGAUUCAACUGAAAAAGAAAAGGUUGUCCGUAUAAUUUUCAAACGUUUGUGCACUGUCAAUUGAAAUAAAUCUUGCUCCUGUGAGAUUCACAUGUAUGUAAGCCAAUAACGGCAGUUAUGCUUCAUGUGAUUUACAUACACAUUCAUAAUCAUGAAAAUAAGAACAUGAUGCUAUAUUUUCUAAAAACAUUUUGGGGAACAGCAAUUAAUCUGCUUGCACUGGAUGAAAUUCAUAUAUUUGGCAGAAUCGCUAAAAGAGAAAAGAUAAUAAAAAUUCGUGUCCAUUAGGUUUUCAUAUCAUACUGCAUGUUUGAUAGCUGUGAAUCAUUUGUAAGCAUUAUUUCUCACACAGUGAAAUGGCCUUACAAACAGUAGCUCUCAGUUAUUAGAAAAAUGUAGUCUUCAGUAGCCAGUAAAAAAGUUCACAACCCUUGAGAGCAUGUGCAGUUAAGUGUUCAAAAUGAUGUUGAGCCAUUGUUUUCAUUUACAUAUAACUGUACAUUAAUUUUUGGUUUCUCUUAUCCUAGGUAAAAUGGCAUUAACUAUGUGUAUUAAUCCAGAUUUCCUCAAAUUUUCUUUUUUCUUUUCAUCAUUUUCUUUUGUAUACAGCCACACUAUGCUAUGAGAAAUCUUUUCCAAUUUUCCAAUGAUAUGUAUUACAGUGAUAUCUGAGACCUGCUAUUUCAUCUCCAACAAUAUCCAUUUCUUAUUUUAAAGGAGGAAAGUCUUGCUGCAUCACUGUCAUUCCUCUUUCUUAUUUCGUAUUUUUAUUUAUUUGAAGACUAUUGCAUCACAUUUUUCAAUUAGAUCAUUCAUUUUUAGUGAGUGAUCUAACCAAUAUAUUGGUAGAGUCAUUCUGUUUUAGUUACAAGAUAGUUUUUAUUUCACAACAUGUUCUGGGAAUUGUCCAAGAGAGUUUAAAAAUGUUCUAAAGUAAAGUGAAGAAAGGAAAAAGAUAUGAAUUUCUUACUAUCAUUAACAAUGUCUCACUUUUGUAAAGGUAUUGAUCAGUGUCUUCAGAUUUAAUUCUGCUGUAACUCGAAGCACUUGUGUUGAUAAUGCACUUUAGAAAAAAAAAAAUGACUUUUUUUGUAGCUGGUACUUAUUGUCUUUCCCUACAGUGCCAAUAACUCUGGUCCCCCCCCCACCCCCCCCCCCCCCCCGCCCCAUUUUUCAUUACUGUAAAACUUCCACCACAAUUUGGUAAAACCUAAGCAGUAUUUAAUAAUAAUUUCCUUGAAAUAUAAGAUAAAUGAUAGAAUUUCUUUUAAAUUCUAUAUAGAGAUGACCUAUACCAUUACAUUCAAUAAUUAUAUGCAGUUCUGUACCUUUUUAAAAGACUAAUUGAUGCAAAUUUCAUUCUUUCAGAUGAUUACUUCAAGACAUCUUCUAUUACAUACAACUACUCCAUUGUAGAACACACUAUAAAGUCUUUCUUUUGCUGCUAACUAUUGCUCAAUGACUUAAUUUUUUAUUGCGUUUCAAUAGCUGCCAUACAUUUAUAACUCUUCCUGAUGAAUUAUUUUGUUACCAAAAACUGAAUAGAUUGUAUUGAGCUCUGCCAUUAUCAUUUGCUAAGAGUUACAGCAACUUCUUUCUCUGUGAUUUGGUGGCUUAACUGAUUGAUAUGGACAGGUAUAACAAACAUUGUGCUGUUAAGUUUUUAAUUGUUAUUUGUUUGUCUCUUCUUUGCAUUAAAUGUGUGAGACAGUUCAUUGUGGCAUUUUCUGUGACCAAGUAACACUAAAAAUAUUAGUGAAAAUCUUCAGAGAAAAAUGAAUGACAGUUUCUAUAUAAUCUUAUUUACAUAUUUCAUUCUUCUUGCCCUGGCAGUACCACUCAGUACGUUCUGUCUGUUGAUACUUUGUGCUAUGUACUGAUUUCAACAAUCUAAUGAUUUCAACCAAGUUUUACAUUGAGAGACCACGUAGUUGAGUCAGCAAUAUUAUAUACAUUUCACACUGUAAGUACCAUGGUCAUUACAUUUAUUAUGUUUUACAGUUUCAGACUUGUAAAUUAACUAUUCUUAUGGGCCUAAACUGUGAAAUUUCUAUUUGUUAAUGAGUAUAAUGUUUUUUCUUCUGUUUUUCUACAGUGCCCAAAUAUUAUGUAUUAUUAACAUCUGUUUUACAUGAGUUUUAACUGUACAUCAUUUUUGCAGAAUAUUUAAUACAUAUUUUUUCCCAUCCAAUAAAAGCUGUGAGAAACAACCAUUAGGGGAGAAGUUGCCACUGUUAUCUAUACACAUUUUUUCUUUUUUAUUGGUUCUGCGUGCCUAAGAAUAGGCACAUUAAUGAUAUUUGUGACAGUAUUUGAGAUUACAAAAGUCAUAAACUGCAGCUACUUGUAGGUUCAUCCAUUAGAUUUGUGUUUCACAUCUCGAAACUUUCCAGAAUACUCUGCAUGUGUGUGUGUGUG
This is a messenger RNA of Schistocerca cancellata (South American locust), 9777 nucleotides long. RefSeq names its product zinc finger protein castor homolog 1 (gene cas). The coding region runs from base 1 to 4356 and encodes 1451 amino acids. The transcript is spliced from 22 exons. Gene Ontology annotation, cellular component: nucleus. Gene Ontology annotation, biological process: regulation of neuron differentiation; positive regulation of transcription by RNA polymerase II. Gene Ontology annotation, molecular function: RNA polymerase II transcription regulatory region sequence-specific DNA binding; DNA-binding transcription factor activity, RNA polymerase II-specific. Lineage: Eukaryota; Metazoa; Arthropoda; Insecta; Orthoptera; Acrididae. The record is from RefSeq and is a predicted model, not a curated record.